CAAGGACCAACUCAAACCGGGCCAUCAGGUCUGAGCUCAUGGAGCGAUGUCUUGACGAACUUCAGUCAAAUGGUAACAAUUAUACUUGAAAAGCCCAUGUUUCUGUGGGGUUCUCAGGAGGGAAGGGCUUCGGGAAGUGGAUGGCAGCGGUGAUGUUCAUUCGGUCUCCUGGUGUUCAUGUAAGGCGUUGAGAGUACAGCAUGGGACUAGCAUAUUCGACUGCGACUGCUAUCCCUCAAACCACCCAAAUGUAUAGGUAAAUAGCAACAUGCAUGGAUUCUUUGGGAAGGGUAAACUGUCUCUCUGACGGGGACGGCAAAUCAGCGGCUAGCCUUCGAAGAUCACUAGAUCAGGUCGAUUGGGUCGAUUUCAAAGUCACGAGUCUUGAGGCCCCAGUAUGACUAUGCUAUGGUGCCAGUACGACGAUUUCUUAGCUUUUCACCCCUUACGGCACACUGAGGCUAAAAGGAACACGGCCCGGAUCCAGGUUUCGAUCGAUGUGCCACAAUCUCUGCGCGCCAAAGAUUUGUGGCUCAGUUGUCCAGUUUGGGCGGAACGUCCCUGAUUGAGAGACGAGUCCGGACCCCAAUUCUCCCAUGGCGCUGCGGCUGUUCUGUACCUUCAUCGACGUUGAGGAAGCAGAAAAAGACUCUGUCCCGACUCGAAGGUCCAGGAGUCAACCAUGCCCGCGUGGGAGUGCAAACGCAGCGCUCGAUGGUGAGUCAGAGUACGUGGCAACGUUGCUCGAAAGGUCUGAGGCGACCGACUUCCGUGCUUUGUUGACGGUGCAAGAUGCGGCGGAGGGUGAGGAGGCCCAGACGGAGACGGGUCCUCCACCUGUCGAUCCACCUGAUGAGCUCGGGUCCUCCACCAGCGCUGAUGAGGUCGCGCCGAGCUUGGGCACGGUGGGCCAUCCGGUGCUGUGCCGCCGGCCGCAUGCUGGAUCGAAGAUUACGCAGAAUGUCAUUGUCAGCUCUCCUGUCUUGCAUCACCGCACGACAUAGCGACUUUGCUGUCGCCCUGCACGAACACAUCGACGAGCUUCGUCGUGAGAUGCCAGUCGCAGACGUCCAACGCCGAACCCGAAGUGGAACAGUUUGAAGUCUUGACAUGAAAUGGUGCGUGGAUGGUGGUGGUUUUCGAUACCGUCU
Messenger RNA from Durusdinium trenchii, 1151 nucleotides. NCBI's taxonomy places the organism in Eukaryota, Dinophyceae, Suessiales, Symbiodiniaceae. The record is from the annotation of a GenBank genome assembly.